Molecule: messenger RNA, 2077 nt
Organism: Acinonyx jubatus (cheetah)
Lineage: Eukaryota; Metazoa; Chordata; Mammalia; Carnivora; Felidae
Gene: GSG1L
Product: GSG1 like
Exons: 4
Coding region: 483-1355 (290 amino acids)
Cellular component (GO): plasma membrane
Source: RefSeq, a predicted model, not a curated record
CAGAGAGCACGUGGCCUGGCUUUCUCCUUGCUUCCCAGCCCCUCCAAUCGGGUGCCGGGCUCCUUGGGGGCGUCCCUUCUCUCCGGGUCCCCCGCCCGCGCCCGGCUUGGGGCGCCCCCUCUCCCUGCUUAGGGCGGGCGCCGGAACAGUGUCGCCGGCCGCCUGCAGGUGUCUCCCCACGGAGGGGCGCGCGUCCCUGCGCCGUGGCCGCUGCCAGGCUCCAGCGGCUCCUCGCCGAGGUGCACUCGCGCUCCGGGCUCCGGGCGCGCCGGAGCCGCUCGGCAGCUGCCGCCCGCCCCCCGCGCCCCCCGCGCUCCCCGCGCCGCGCCCUCACCCCGGGGCGGGGGAGGGCAUGGGCCCGCGCGGCGUCCUCCGCCGCCGAUCCAAGGCGCCCGAGCCCCGGGGCGCGGCGGGCAGCGGCCGCUGACGCGGGGCGCCGGCUGCCAACUUCGCGCGCGGAGCUCCCCGGCGGCGCGGGCGGCAUGAAGACGAGCCGCCGCGGCCGAGCGCUCCUGGCCGUGGCCCUGAACCUGCUGGCGCUGCUCUUCGCUACCACCGCCUUCCUCACCACGCACUGGUGCCAGGGCACGCAGCGGGUCCCCAAGCCCGGCUGCGGCCAGGGCGGGCGCGCCAACUGCCCCAACUCGGGCGCCAACGCCACGGCCAACGGCACCGCCGCCCCCGCCGCCGCCGCCGCCGCCGCCGCCGCCGCGGGGAACGGCCCCCCUGGCGGCGCGCUCUACAGCUGGGAGACGGGCGACGACCGCUUCCUCUUCAGGAAUUUCCACACCGGCAUCUGGUACUCGUGCGAGGAGGAGCUCGGCGGGCUCGGUGAAACAUGUCGCAGCUUCAUUGACCUGGCCCCAGCAUCGGAGAAGGGGGUCCUGUGGCUGUCGGUGGUGUCCGAGGUGCUGUACAUCCUCCUGCUGGUGGUCGGCUUCAGCCUCAUGUGUCUCGAGCUCUUCCACUCCAGCAAUGUCAUCGACGGGCUCAAGCUCAACGCCUUCGCAGCUGUCUUCACGGUGCUGUCCGACCAGGAUUUCUCGACCUUGGCCCAACGUUUCAUGCCAGAUCAUUCUUUGUUGUGGGACGAGAGGGGCUGUCCUGGACAUGGUGGGAUCAGCAGCAUCCUUGGUCUCUGCCUGCCGGAUGCCCCGGUAGCACCCCCGUCCCCAAGUCACGACAACCACAGUGUCUCCAGACACUGCCGAAUGUUCCUUGGGAGGCGAAGUCCUGCCUGGCUGAGGACCAUGCCCUACACGGUGGGCUCUGUGAGAGCGGGGGCCUUGUCCCUCUCCUUCACUGCUGCAACCCGAAAGCCUGGCCCUCUCAGCUCAUCCUUGGUGAACGCGUGAGAGCCACUGAGGCGACUAGAGUCCCCGCAGCGGGGCUGCUGGUGCUUGAGCCUUUGGGUUUGCAGUUUGGGCUCACAGAGCAAGCGUGGGCCCUGGAACCGGACAGACGGGAUCCGACCCCAGCGGAGCCACAUCACGCUGCGCAGCCUGGGGCAAGUUACCUGUAUUCUCCGAGCCCCUGCGUCGCCUGUGAAAAAGCAGCGCCAGGAUGAUUCUGAGCAAUGAGAUGAAACCACCCACGGAAGAGCCAGUGGCGUGAGUGGACACGUGGAGUGUGCUCAGUACUUGCUUGUUAAACAGGGUUGGGCUCUCGGGUGAGAACAGGGGCCCGGAUGCACUGGUGCGUGCCUAACCGAACCAAGGAUCGGCGACCACGCCUCCUGGCCGCUCUGGUUCGGAUGAUAAGCUAUCUGCCUGCCCCGUUUAUGGGGCACUUUGCACGGGCAUUACUCCGAGUCUGUAUCCUUAGUUCCUUAAAAGAGUGCAUAUCUUGCCCUCAUGUUUCCUGAGGCGGAAACCACCCAGCCACCUGCCCCAGCGCCAGCCCCUCCCUCAGAUUUGCUCUUUCCUCCUGCCUCCGGGCUCCUUCCUUUCCCCUUGGCUUCUCUCUGCUUCCUGGGGCCACGGGACUUCAGUUGCAAAUGUAUUUUGACUCCGCGUUGCUGCCGGUCAUCUGGGCUUCGUUUUCCCUGUGACUGCAGGUGGCGGGUGGUGCUGGGGGG